Aureobasidium subglaciale EXF-2481 is the source of this 1569-nucleotide messenger RNA. RefSeq lists its product as uncharacterized. The record is from RefSeq and is a predicted model, not a curated record. NCBI's taxonomy places the organism in Eukaryota, Fungi, Ascomycota, Dothideomycetes, Dothideales, Saccotheciaceae. Gene Ontology annotation, cellular component: cytosol; mitochondrion. Gene Ontology annotation, biological process: intracellular glucose homeostasis; glycolytic process; glucose 6-phosphate metabolic process. The transcript has 3 exons. Gene Ontology annotation, molecular function: ATP binding; mannokinase activity; glucokinase activity. The coding region runs from base 1 to 1569 and encodes 522 amino acids.
AUGGGUCUCGCACAAGAAGCCAGCCGCGUGGCUGCCGAGUUUGAGUACUCGGACGCCCAAGUCAACAAGGCCGUCAAGGAGUUCAUCCGCCAGAUGGACGAGGGUCUGGAAAAGUCUGGCACCACCAUGAGCCAAAUUCCCACCUAUGUGACUGCUGUUCCCAACGGUACCGAGAAGGGUCUCUACAUGGCCGUCGAUCUCGGUGGCACCAACUUCCGCGUCUGCUCCAUCAACCUCAACGGUGACAGCACCUUCUCCCUCACCCAAUCGAAGGUCGCCAUCCCCAAGGAGCUCAUGGUCGCCCAGACCAGCAAGGAGCUUUUCUCUUUCCUCGCAAAGCAAAUCGCCACUUUCCUGCAAACCCACCACGGCGAACACUACCACGCCACCAUCCGCAGACGUGCCACCAUCCACUCCGAGAGCGGUUUCGAAGAGCGCGAGAUCUUUAACUUGGGUUUCACCUUCUCUUUCCCUGUGCAGCAGGUUGGAAUCAACAAGGGUACCUUGAUCCGCUGGACAAAGGGUUUCGAUAUUGCCGAUGCUGUUGGCAAGGAUGUCUGCAAACUCCUCCAAGACGAGAUCGAUGCUCUCCACUUGCCCGUCCGUGUUGCUGCUCUGGUCAACGACACUGUCGGAACUCUCAUGGCUCGCUCAUACACCUCUCCUGGCAAGACUGGUACUCUUCUGGGUGCCAUCUUCGGUACUGGUACCAACGGCGCUUACGUCGAGAAGCUCGACAAGGUCAAGAAGCUGAACGGCUCCGAAAACAGCGACAAUGUUGACCGCACCACUGGUGAGAUGAUCAUCAACACUGAGUGGGGCUCAUUCGACAACGAGCUCCGCGUUCUCCCCAACACCCCUUACGACAACUCGCUCGACAAGGAGACCCCCAACCCCGGUAUCCAGAUGUUCGAAAAGCGCAUCUCCGGUAUGUUCUUGGGUGAGAUUCUGCGUCUCGCUAUCGUCGACCUGGUCAAGGAGCGCAAGACCGGCCUCUUCAGCGAUGACAACAGCAGCAGCAACGACGUCCACAGCACCACCUGUCUCGCCGAGAACAGCCCUCUGUGGCAACCUUGGGGUCUCGACACCAGCUUCUUGUCAAUCGCUCACGGUGACAACAGCAACGGCUUCAAGGUCACUCGUCAAACCUUGGACAAGGACUACGGAGUUCACGCCGCCAGUGCCGAGGACGCUGAGGCCGUCAAGCUGAUUGCUGCUGCCAUUGGUAAGCGCGCCGCUCGUCUUUCCGCCGUCGCCAUUGCUGCCGUCGUCCUCGCAACCGACAAGCUUUCAUCUCCCCAGGACAUUGCCACCGCCGAUGACACUCCCGUCAACGAGGACGAGAUGGUUGACAUUGGUGUUGACGGUUCUCUCGUCGAGUUCUACCCUGGCUUUGAGGAGUACAUCAGAGAGGCCCUCCGUCAGAUCGAGGGUGUUGGCAAGCACGGCGAGAAGCGCAUCCGCAUUGGUAUCGCCAAGGAUGGUAGCGGUGUUGGAGCCGCUUUGAUCGCUCUCGUUGCCGACAAGUUGGCCAAGCAGGCACAACUCAAGGAGUACGGAGAAGAGUAG